GUCCGAUAGCUCCAAGCCAUGCGCAAGCCCAGCAAUAAGAUGGCCCGGCGUUCAGCCGGUCUAGAGCUUCACGAAGUGCUGGGCUAUCGGGUAAGGCGGUUAUUUCCCGCUCAUUGUUCGCUAAAACUUUAUCGCGAAUGCUCGAUUAGUGGAAGUCUAGCCAGGUCCGCAUCAGCUCACAGCCUCGCCCUGCUCGUUUGAGUUAUAUAAGAGAUUCCUUUUUCCCAUUUCAUCACCGAGACUUACCUUUCUGACAAUCUCAUCGCUCGACAUAGUUUUCUCUAUAAGAAAGUUGGUUUCCAGUAUGGUUCCAGCUGACGUAUUGCUCGAAACUCUCGUCCCGGGCUACAGGCUUCUAGCUCGUUCACUUCCGUCUUAUUUUCACGUUGAUAUAACCUCCUAUCUUCUUGUCUUUGCAGGAAACCUCGCGUUCUGGGCGUAUGCCAUGCCAUUGUUUUGGGACCGAUUCCAAUCCCUCCUUCUACUGUUCUCGACGUCGGUUGAAAUUGGCUACCACGACGAUUUCACCUUGAGCCAUACGUUGCGAUUUGUUGCUGGCACAAGAAUCAACUUUGCUACCCUUUGGGAUGACACGAAGGAGGAUGAGAGAGAUCUGUCCGAAGCGGAUCAACUGCGAUUUGAAAAUGAUCCAAGGCCGUUUUGGAUAAAGAGGACGGAACUUAAUAAUCUUCGAAUAAUUCGUUACACCCCCGCACCGGCUCAAACCCAUUAUUUUACCUACCGCGGAUGUUUGAUUGCUCUGCGUCGUCAACCGUAUAAGGAUGCCGGAAGUCCUUGGGUUGCAAGCAUGGAAAAGCUAUAUUUUUAUGCAGCCCCGUGGAAAAAGGAUGUGUUAAAGGACCUUCUGUAUAGCAUCCAGAAGGCUUCUAGCGAGCAUGACAAGCGUCGUGUUGUUGUGAAACGCGGGCUUAAACUGAAAUCCGAUUUCCAGUGGACACGGAUGGCAUCCAAGAAACCACGGCCCCUGUCGACAUCCCGAGGUCUUCCGUAUCGGCGAGGUUACCUAUUUUACGGCCCGCCAGGUACAGGGAAGUCGAGUCUGUGUUUUGCAAUUGCCAGUCUGGUGCAGCCUGAAAUAUUUAUGGUCAGUCUCAGCGCAAGCGAUCUUGACGAAAAUGGCCUGGCUCUUCUGUUCCAGUCCCUUCCAAAUCGAUGCAUCGUUCUGUUUGAAGAUGUGGACCAGGCUGGCAUCCGGAAACGCGACACCGAUAUUCCUCUGUCACGGAACCGGUGUGAAACAGACGAGAUCACCGACUGCGACGGCUUAGAACGCCACGGUUCCGAGCGGCGAUCAAGCAAAAUAACUCUUUCCGCAUUGCUCAAUGUCAUUGACGGUGUAUCAGCGCAGGAAGGCAGAAUCCUGAUCAUGACAACCAACCACAUCGAAAAACUAGACGGCGCUCUCCUUCGUCCUGGACGAGUAGAUAUGCGAGUUCCGUUCCACCAUGUCGACUCGUCAGCUAUUCAGCAGCUUUUUCUCUCCUUCUUUCUAAAACCCACUGAUACACUGGUUAUGGACGGCACAGAGUUAUUUAAUUCGACCGAUUCACCGUCUCCCGCGGCCCGCCCCGAUUGGGAUAUUGAGGAUAUCAUGAAAUUGGCACUCGCAUUCGGAGAUAAAGUUCCUCAGGACCGUUACACUGCAGCUGAGGUUCAAAACUAUCUGUUGUUACACAAGAAUGAUCCUAAGUCCGCAGUGCGUGAUGUGGCAGAUGGGUUCUGCAAGAUCUGGUGUUCCUCGUCGAGUAAGGUCUGCGUCUGCGGAAUCCGUGCCGUCCGGGUAACUUGA
Molecule: messenger RNA, 1810 nt
Organism: Aspergillus welwitschiae
Lineage: Eukaryota; Fungi; Ascomycota; Eurotiomycetes; Eurotiales; Aspergillaceae
Product: BCS1 and AAA domain-containing protein
Exons: 4
Coding region: 305-1810 (501 amino acids)
Biological process (GO): mitochondrial respiratory chain complex III assembly; protein insertion into mitochondrial inner membrane from matrix
Cellular component (GO): mitochondrial inner membrane
Molecular function (GO): ATP binding; ATP hydrolysis activity
Source: RefSeq, a predicted model, not a curated record